Molecule: messenger RNA, 4683 nt
Organism: Spinacia oleracea (spinach)
Lineage: Eukaryota; Viridiplantae; Streptophyta; Magnoliopsida; Caryophyllales; Amaranthaceae
Exons: 1
Molecular function (GO): RNA-DNA hybrid ribonuclease activity; nucleic acid binding
Source: RefSeq, a predicted model, not a curated record
ACGUGGGACACCCAAAAAAGGGCACAACAGCAACCAGAUUGGUUUGCGAGACCAUCGCCUACUCCAACAGCUCUCCAAAGCGAAUCAACUACUCGUAACACUCGGAUCCGAAGCUCGGUACUCAGCAGGUUGAGGCCCUCGGUCCACUCAAGGUUAAGACCUUCGAUCCAUACGAGACUCGGGGUAGGUGAGUCGAGCAGAUCUGGCGAACGACCCGAGGUCAGUAGCCGAGAAAGAAGAAGAGACAUGAGGCAUGAUCGAACCCCUAGCCCCCAUCGUACGCCCGAACGUUCUAAUCACAGAACCUCGGCAAACGAAGGCAUCAGGGCUAGACUCGGGAAAAGAAUCAUGACUCCUACGUCAUCCCCUUUCUCGGACGAGCUGAUCAUGGAAGAAAUACCGAAGGUAAGACUGCCAGCUCACCUAACCUACAGCGGAAUCACAGAUCCGAGGGAUCAUGUCAUCUCCUACGAGCAGCAAAUGUUCUUGAGUCCCUACUCCGAAGCAUGCUGGUGUAAAUACUUCCCAACCACGCUAACCGGAGUGGCGGGAGAGUGGUUUAGAUCGCUGCCGAAGGGAUCGAUCAAGAGCUGGAAAAAGCUGAAAAAGAGAUUCUGCACACAGUUCGUGAGCAACAAUCGCCCCGAGCGAACCACAGCAGAACUGACCUCAAUCCAACAAGAAAGAGACGAAAGUCUGAGAGAAUUCAUGGCCAGAUUCAUGAAGGAAUCAACAAACAUACCAAACUUGCAGCCAGACGUGGCCAUCUUCGCCUUGAAGCACGCGCUCCAGGAAGGGAAGUUCCGUGACGAACUCUCAAUGAAGAACCCCUCCAGAAUAGCUGACGUGCUCCAAAUGGCUGAUGCGUUCAUCAGAACCGAGGAGUUCAACAAGGCCGCUGCAAGACUGAAAGGAUCGUCGGAUCCGAGAGACACAAAGAAUACCCAGAGCAAGCCCGAGGGUAGCUCAAGGAAGGGGAAAGAGAAAGUAGGAGCUAGAGAGAUGAGCCCGAAGAAAGACGGGAGAAGGGGUGAACUUCAACCCAAGUACACCAACUACACUCCACUAGCUCUGCCCCGAAAGGAGAUAUUCAGCCUCAACAGAAAUGACGAAAAGUGGAAACUACCUGGGAAGCUCAAGUCCAACCCAGCUCGGAGAAACAAGAACAAAUGGUGCGAGUUCCAUGAUGACUUCGGUCACCAUACCGAAGAAUGCAACUCGCUGAAAGACAACAUUGAGGACCUCGUUCGCCGAGGCUACCUGAAACAGUACUUGUUAGACCGAAGGGAGGAAAAAGAAAAGGCCGCAAGCGGCAAACAACACGAGCAACCCCAGAAAAGGGUCUACGAAGCAACAGGGCACAAGAAAAAUGACAUCCUAGUGGUGUUCGGGGGACAGAAGUCUGGCCAGGCCAGCAAAAAACACCUAAGAGCCCUCUCCCAUCGGGUCAACUUCAGCGCGGUGGGAGACAACCAGCCACACCCCCCGAACAUGACCUUCACUGCUGAUGAUUGCUUCGGAGUCCAGUACAAACAUGACGAUCCUCUGGUCAUCUCCAUGGACCUCAAUAACCACAACGUACAUCGAGUGUUAGUCGACGGAGGAAGUGCCGUCAAUAUCAUCUUCAGAAACUGCUUCGAGCAGCUGAUCCUCGAAGAGCCAGAGGAAGCACUGACGAAAGUCAGUUAUCCUCUGAUCGGAUUCAACGGAUCCGCAGCUAUCCCUCGAGGAAAGAUCACCCUGCCAGUCACAGUGGGCGAAGGCCAGGCAGCAAAAACCCUUCGGGACGAAUUUUUGGUGAUGGACUGCGACUCCGUAUACAACGUAAUCAUGGGGAGAACCAUGAUUCACAAGAUGCAAGCAGUCCCCUCCACAUACCACCAGCUGAUGAUAUACGUCUCGGAUGCAGGAUUCGCCGAACGAAUCAGAGGUGAUCAAGAAGUGGCGAGAAGAACCUGCCACACUGCUGUCCGAAAGCCCAAACUAGAGGACGGCCCCGAGGAAGAAAAAGGAGCUAAGGGAGAGGAAAGCGAGGCAAAAAGGAGAAGAGCAAGCACAAGCAGCUUGUCUCCCGCAGAAGUUGAUGCCCGCCCCGAAACCCUAUCUCCCGAACCAGAUCAAGAAAUGGAGGAUAUCUUCCUCGAAGAGGAUUCAGAUAGGAGCGUCCGAAUAGGCAAGGGCCUAAGCUCGGGGCUCCGAAUCGAUUUGAUCCGAUUACUCAGGGAUCAUAAAGACAUCUUUGCAUGGUCAGCAGCAGAUAUGCCAGGGAUAAAUCCGAAGCUGAUUUGUCACAAGCUGGACGUCAACGCUGAAGCUCGGCCAGUCAAGCAAAAAAAGAGGAACUACUCCUCGGAGAAAAACAAAGCCAUCGCCGAGGAGGUGAAAAAGUUGCAGGAGGCCGGAUUCAUUGAGCCAUGCAUGUAUCCGAAAUGGCUGGCCAACGUGGUGAUGGUCAAAAAAGCGAAUGGCUCCUGGCGAAUGUGCGUGGAUUUCACAAACCUGAACCGAGCCUGCCCCAAAGACUGCUAUCCCCUGCCAAGGAUAGAUCAAUUGGUUGACUCCACCAGCGGCCAUGCACUGCUCAGCUUCAUGGAUGCCUUUUCAGGCUACCACCAAGUAUUCAUGCACCCCGAUGACAGGGCAAAGACAGCGUUCAUCACGAGCGCAGGAGUGUUCAACUACAAAAUGAUGCCUUUCGGCUUGAAAAAUGCCGGAGCCACCUACCAGAGACUAGUUGAUCACGUCUUCGCCGACCAGAAAGGGAGGAAUGUGGAGGUCUAUGUGGAUGACUCCAUCGUAAAAAGCAUCAAAGAGGAAGACCACGUCAAAGACUUGGCAGAGACCUUCGGAAACCUGAGGAAGCACAGCAUGAAGCUGAACCCAAAAAAAUGCGUCUUCGGGGUGAAGUCAGGUAAAUUCCUCGGAUUCAUGGUGAGCGAAAGAGGAAUUGAUGCGAACCCGGACAAAGUCCAAGCGGCAUUGGAUUUACCCGAGCCGAAGACCAAGAGAGAUGUGCAGAGGCUAACCGGCAGGUUAGCCGCACUAACAAGGUUCAUAUCAAAGGCCUCGGAUAAGGGAGCCCCCUUCUUCAAAGCACUGAAACCAAAGAACCUCCCCGGAGGAGAAGCAGAACCAGUCAAGAAAAAAGGGGUCCCGAGGAAAGUGGAUCCCGAACUGAUAUGGGAACAGGAGCAAAAAGAAGCUUUUCAGCAACUCAGAGCCCACCUAGCUCAACUGCCGACACUGGCCAGACCAAAGGAGGGGGAAACCCUGUACCUAUAUGUCGCAGUUAGCCCUGGAACCGUCAGCGCAGUGCUUCUUCGGGAAGAAGAAAAGAAGCAACAGCCAAUCUACUUCACCAGCCGAACACUCACAGGGGCCGAAACCCGGUACCCACUCAUCGAGAAAGUCGCAUAUGCAGUAGUGGUAGCUGCACGAAAACUGAGGCCAUACUUCGACUCCCACCAGAUCACAGUGCUAACUGACCAACCGCUCGAAAAAGUACUCGACAAAAUAGAGAGGUCAGGAAGAUUGGCUGCCUGGGCCUUCGAACUAUCAGAGUUCGGCAUCAAAUAUCAGCCGAGGACAGCAAUCAAAGCACAAGCAUUGGCAGACUUCUUGGCCGAGUGCUCAUACCAGGAAAUGUUGGAUGAUACGAAAAGCACUUGGGAGGUCUUCACUGACGGAUCUUCCACAAUAAACGGCUCAGGGGCAGGAGUUGUACUGAUCCCCCCGACGGGGAAAAGCAUAGAGUAUGCAUUGAAGUUCGGCUUCAAAGCAACCAACAACGAGGCCGAAUACGAGGCCGCAAUCGCAGGGAUAGAGCUUUGUUUAUCCCUGGAGGCCGAACAUGUUCGCCUCAAAACUGAUUCCCAGCUUGUAGCCAACCAGAUCCGAGGGGAGUAUGAGGCCAAAUGGCCCAGCAUGACAGCCUAUUUAGCAAAAAUUAAAUCCUUAACGUCAAAGUUAAGAUCCUUUGAAGUCAUCCUCAUUCCCCGAGGACAGAACACGCAAGCAGACGCACUGUCAAAACUCGCAAGCUCAACACUGAUCGACCUAAACAGGUCGGUCCACGUGGAAGUUCACCAAGAGAGAAGCAUCGACUUGCUACCCACCACAGUAUGCAGCUUACGUACCGAACCUAGCUGGAUGGACGCAGUAGUUGCAUACAAAGAAAGGGGAGAACUUCCCGAAGAUAAGCUGCAAGCGAGAAAACUGAAAAGAUUCAACAGAUGGUUCAUCAUCAGCGCCGAAGGAGAGCUCAUGAGGAAAUCAUUCUCUGCUCCGCUGCUAAAAUGUGUGGGUCCAACAGACGCUGACUACAUCCUAAGGGAAAUCCACCUCGGGAUAUGCGGAAACCACAUUGGAGGUAGGACAUUAGCACAUAAAGCCCUUCGGGCUGGGUACUGGUGGCCCACUAUGGUCUCCGAGGCAAAGCAGAUGGCAAGGAAAUGCGAGAAAUGCCAAAAGUUCGCACCAGCCAUCCAUCAACCAGCUCAAACCCUACAAUCAACACUGUAUCCCUUACCAUUCGCACAGUGGGGGUUAGACAUCAUUGGUCCCUUCCCCUCAGCGACGAACCAGAAGAAGUGGUUGAUUGUAGGAGUCGACUAUUUUAGCAAAUGGAUCGAAGCCGAAGCUGUCUCCUCCAUCACCGAACCUCAGGUCCGCAAGUUCAUAUGG